AUGUCCCUUGACAAUGCUAUUAUUGUAGCUGAAGAAGCAAUUAAUUUUGAUAACCUUGAAGAUGAUUACAAUGCUAUAUUAAAAUACAAAGAAGCUAUUGAAUAUUUAAAACUUGCUCAUUCUGAUCCUUCAAAUGCUGAAAGUUAUUCAGUGAUAUUAGAUAAAGUAAUGGAAUACAAUGAACGUGUUAAUUAUCUGGCUGGACUUCAUCCUGGAGAUAUUAAAUUUGAAGAAUUAAUGAAAACACCAGUUAUACUUGACCAACCUUCUUCUAACAAUAUUCCUACUCCUACUCCAGUGAUAGAAGAACCCAAACUAGUUCAAGAAUCUAAACCAAUUAUUACUCAACCAAUUGAACAACCUCAACCAAUUGAACAGCCCCAACCAAUUGAACAACCUCAACCAAUUGAACAACCUCAACCAAUUGAACAACCUCAACCAAUUGAACAACCUCAACCAAUUGAACAACCUCAACCACAAAAUAUUGAGCUAAUAACAAACCGACAAAUAGAAAAACCACAAGAAAUUAUUAAACCAAUAUUCCCCGAUCCAUCUAAGUCCAUUGAAGAAAAGAAAGAAAGUAUUGUUAUUGAACAACGAGAAGAACAGCAAAACAAGCCAAAGGCAUUAGUUGGUGCAGUUAAAGUUAUGCCCACAAUUGAUAGUCCUCAACAACAGCCUAUAAAUAUUAAAAUGAGCCAACCUGAAGAAAAACAAACCCAACCAAUAUUUAGUAUUGCACAGUCAACACCUGUGCCAACAACUGGAACCGCACCAGUAAUGAUGCCAAUGACGCAACCAGUCAUGAAUCCUAUGAUGGCAUCAGUGAAUGGUUAUCUACCUGUCAUAACUCCACAAGGACCAAUGUUAAUGCCAGUAACUCAACCACCAUCACUCCAACAAUCACAACAACCAGUGUUUCCACAUUUUGGAACAGAGUCAAGUUCUUCUUUAAUAGGAGGACCAAUUACACCAAUCACCUCUGCACCAAUUCAAAGUGUACAAGAACAAAAACCUAAAGUACCAAAACAGUCAACCACGGCAUCAAGAACUGCACUCAUUAGAUCAAAGUUAAGUCUUGAACAUCCAUCAACAUUAAAUGGAUUAAAAGCAUGGAAACUGGCCAAACCAUUAGCAGAAAAAGGAAAAGAAUUUGAUAGUCAGACCAAAUAUGCAGAUGCUCUUGCAUAUUAUGAAACUUCAUUAGAUUAUUUUGCACAAGCAUUAAGAGCACCUGAACUUACUGAUAGUAUGAAAAAACAAUUAAAAGAAGAAGUAAAAGCAUAUCUUACAAGAGCAGAACAAAUUAAACCUGUUGUAGUUGAAUUUCUUAAACAAAAUCCAACAUAUUUUGGAGAGACAGAAAAUGAAGAUGAUCAACGAUUAGAAACAUGUAUUGCAUGCAAUAAAAGAAUUGAAGGAGAGUUUGUUAGUGCACUUGGAUAUAACUAUCAUCCACAAUGUUUUGUUGCAAACGUCACAUGUAAGUUAUGUGGGAAACCAUUCUCAUUUCCUAAAAUGGAAUUUAAGAUUUAUAAUGAUCAAGCUUACCACCCAUUAUGUUUUGAAGGGGUAACUGGUCUUGAAAAAGAAGUAACUUAUACUCCAACAUUCCAACAUGGUACUAUUUUUUAUAAAGUCAAGUUACCAAAGAAAAUUUUUAGUGUAAAUGAUUCAUUUAUGUAUGAUAUUACUAUUGAUAAUUCUACUAAUUGUUGUAUUAAUUAUAUUGAAACAGGAUUAUUAUGUGAAGAGACUCGAUUCUCUCGUGGAUUCUCAGGUGAAAUGAAAGGAGAAACAACAAAAACAGAAAUGGCUAAAAAGAAAAUAAUGUUUGAAGGUAAAGUGAUGAAGAAUGGAGUUGUUACUAAAAGUGAAAUGUUUUCAAUAGGAAUGGUUCGUCCAUCACAUCACAAUGAUAUUAUGUUUUAUCGUGGCUAUAAAUUUGUUGUAAGUUUAAAAGUAUCUGGAGUUGCUUUGGGACCAAAAGAAAUAAUCUUUCCAAUAUAUAUUAAUGAAUAA
Entamoeba dispar SAW760 is the source of this 2022-nucleotide messenger RNA. RefSeq lists its product as uncharacterized. The coding region runs from base 1 to 2022 and encodes 673 amino acids. The transcript has a single exon. Lineage: Eukaryota; Evosea; Mastigamoebida; Endamoebidae. The record is from RefSeq and is a predicted model, not a curated record.